Rhinocladiella mackenziei CBS 650.93 is the source of this 696-nucleotide messenger RNA. RefSeq lists its product as uncharacterized. The record is from RefSeq and is a predicted model, not a curated record. Bases 1 to 696 code for a protein of 231 amino acids. Lineage: Eukaryota; Fungi; Ascomycota; Eurotiomycetes; Chaetothyriales; Herpotrichiellaceae. The transcript is spliced from 2 exons.
AUGGAGGAGCGCCAUCACCAUCCAAGCGAUCCUGUUGGCUGGCGUGGAAAACAGCGAUCGCGACCACCACAUCAAUCCGCGCGGUCUGACGGCAGAGUGUCAGUGCCAGUUAAAGCGGCUCCGUGUCCCAAACUCGAACGAAACACUCUUGAAAUCAUGCUCUCAUUCAUCGAUCGAGCAGAUUGGAAAGGGGAGGCAGUCCUGGACUCGGGGGCCGAUGGGAACUGGAUGAAUGAGGAGUUGAGCAAAAGUCUCGGGUUGAGACCGACGGAGCGGCACGAGGAAUGUUACCUUGGCUUUCAGGGAUCCCCGUUGAAAAGCAGUUUGACGGUGGAAGGGUUCUGGCUAUAUGACCAUCGCACAUACGAUGUGGCAUUCAGGCUGGUGGAGAAUGCACCAUUUGACGUCUUGCUAGGGUAUGACCAAUUAAGGGCCGUGGGACUGGUGGAUUUCGAGGCGGGUGUCCAGAACCAUAUGAAGCCGGUGCUAGUGCUGGCGAAGGACAAGAGCAAGGAGAGCAAGGAUCAACGGCAGGCCAGUUCGGCACACGCCACCAGGGAACGAUCCCGAAUGGACAAUGCGGAUCUCUAUGAUCGACUGUGCGCUGAAGGUUGGAGAUGGGAUGAUGAGAAAAAACAGAUGUGGCGCAAAGACGAGAAUGGCAACAUUCAGUGGACCGAAAAAAAUUGGACCUAA